AUGCUUUUAGUUGUUUUAAUACAAUAUGUUUGUGUUUUUAUGUUUUUAUACGUGAUACAUGUACUAUAUAUAUCUAUUUUAUUUGAAAUGUUUAGUUUGCUUGUUUUUUUACUUCUUAUCACAUCUAGAUUUGGAUUUAAAAUACUUGUUUUAUGGUAUUACUAUAUGAUAAAUUUGAUCAGUUUUUUUCUUUUGAUUAUGCUUUUAUACUUUAUGAUUUUAAAUUACUGUUAUUACUUAUGUGACUUCUGUUUUCUUAUUUUCGAUGAAGAAUGGUUAGGUACCAUAUGUUUGAUGUAUAUUUUACUUAUUAUAUUUAAACUCUAUACUAGUAUUCUUAUUACAUAUAUGGAACAAUUAUAUAUUAGGUUAGGUGUUUUUAUUUUUAUUUAUAUGCUUACUUUUUAUAUAUUAUUUUGCUUUAUUUUGAUUAUUAUUUUAAUUAACUUUAUAUAUUUUUUAUAUUAUUUUAAUUAA
Phytomonas sp. Hart1 is the source of this 477-nucleotide messenger RNA. NCBI's taxonomy places the organism in Eukaryota, Euglenozoa, Kinetoplastea, Trypanosomatida, Trypanosomatidae. The record is from the annotation of a GenBank genome assembly.